This is a messenger RNA of Pan troglodytes (chimpanzee), 3357 nucleotides long. It is a transcript of the gene CLEC1A, whose product is annotated as C-type lectin domain family 1 member A. Bases 785 to 1528 code for a protein of 247 amino acids. Gene Ontology annotation, molecular function: transmembrane signaling receptor activity. Gene Ontology annotation, cellular component: plasma membrane. Lineage: Eukaryota; Metazoa; Chordata; Mammalia; Primates; Hominidae. The record is from RefSeq and is a predicted model, not a curated record. The transcript has 5 exons. Gene Ontology annotation, biological process: signal transduction.
CACAAACAGACUAAGAUGGGAAUAUAAUUCUAAUGUACUGAUUCAGGAAGAAUUUUUUCACAUUACCUAAAACAUUUUCUUCUCAGUUUAGGAGAUUUAGGCACAAAUGAACUGGCUUCCCCAAACCACAUGGUGGUUAGUAAUAGUUUUAAAAGUUUUUACUUCCAGUAAAUUGUAUAAUUCCUCGUGAUCAUAAUGUACCAAAUGUGCUAUAAAAUGUCGAAUCAAGUUCAGAUACUAUAAGAAAGACCACUACUCUGUUCUUGGAGAAAGGAAGGGGCUAGGUCCUAUAAUCUCUUCUCUUUUCACAAAGGCACAGAGAGGUUAAACUAAGUGACUCCCUAAAGGAUGGGUAAGAAACAGGGAUGUGUGUCCUUCCAAGUUAUUAUUAUUCUGCAGACUCUGAAGGAACCACAGUGCUACACCGUGCUAUUGUAAGUUCUUGCGUUCUUUACAGUGAAGUUACAUGAGAAAUGCAAACAGGUAAACAAAAAAGACCCGAGAAAGGCCAACUUUUUGACAACUGUUUAGACAGAGACUGCCUAAACAGAAAACACAUGCUAUUUCCCCUCAGCCUGACUGAUUUGGCAUUCAGAGUACAAGCUCACAGGAGAGGGGCUGGGCCUGUCCAGUCAGGAAUUGCAGUCAGAGACUUCCCCUGCUCCUCUCUGGGAAAGAACAUUAGGAAUGCCUUUUAGUGCCUUGCUUCCUGAACUAGCUCACAGUAGCCCGGCGGCCCAGGGCAAUCCGACCACAUUUCACUCUCACCGCUGUAGGAAUCCAGAUGCAGGCCAAGUACAGCAGCACGAGGGACAUGCUGGAUGAUGAUGGGGACACCACCAUGAGCCUGCAUUCUCAAGCCUCUGCCACAACUCGGCGUCCAGAGCCCCGGCGCACAGUUUUUCAGUACUACCAGCUCUCCAAUACUGGUCAAGACACCAUUUCUCAAAUGGAAGAAAGAUUAGGAAAUACGUCCCAAGAGUUGCAAUCUCUUCAAGUCCAGAAUAUAAAGCUUGCAGGAAGUCUGCAGCAUGUGGCUGAAAAACUCUGUCGUGAGCUGUAUAACAAAGCUGGAGCACACAGGUGCAGCCCUUGUACAGAACAAUGGAAAUGGCAUGGAGAUAAUUGCUACCAGUUCUAUAAAGACAGCAAAAGUUGGGAGGACUGUAAAUAUUUCUGCCUUAGUGAAAACUCUACCAUGCUGAAGAUAAACAAACAAGAAGACCUGGAAUUUGCCGCGUCUCAGAGCUACUCUGAGUUUUUCUACUCUUAUUGGACAGGGCUUUUGCGCCCUGACAGUGGCAAGGCCUGGCUGUGGAUGGAUGGAACCCCUUUCACUUCUGAACUGUUCCAUAUUAUAAUAGAUGUCACCAGCCCAAGAAGCAGAGACUGUGUGGCCAUCCUUAAUGGGAUGAUCUUCUCAAAGGACUGCAAAGAAUUGAAGCGUUGUGUCUGUGAGAGGAGGGCAGGAAUGGUGAAGCCAGAGAGCUUCCAUGUCCCCCCUGAAACAUUAGGCGAAGGUGACUGAUUCGCCCUCUGCAACUACAAAUAGCAGAGUGAGCCAGGCGAUGCCAAAGCAAGGGCUACUUGAGACAUUGGGAAAUGGAACAUAAUCAGGAAAGACUAUCUCUCUGACUAGUACAAAAUGGGUUCUCGUGUUUCCUGUUCAGGAUCACCAGCAUUUCUGAGCUUGGGUUUAUGCACAUAUUUAACAGUCACAAGAAGUCUUAUUUACAUGCCACCAACCAACCUCAGAAACCCAUAAUGUCAUCUGCCUUCUUGGCUUAGAGAUAACUUUUAGCUUUCUUUCUUCUCAAUGGCUAAUAUCACCUCCCUGUUUUCAUGUCUUCCUUACACUUGGUGGAAUGAGAAACUUUUUGAAGUAGAGGAAAUACAUUGAAGUAACAUCCUUUUCUCUGACAGUCAAGUAGUCCAUCAGAAAUUGGCAGUCACUUCCCAGAUUGUACCAGCAAAUACACAAGGAAUUCUUUUUGUUUGUUUCAGUUCAUACUAGUCCCUUCCCAAUCCAUCAGUAAAGACCCCAUCUGCCUUGUCCAUGCCGUUUCCCAACAGGGAUGUCACUUGAUAUGAGAAUCUCAAAUCUCAAUGCCUUAUAAACAUUCCUUCCUGUGUCCAUUAAGACUCUGAUAAUUGUCUCCCCUCCAUAGGAAUUUCUCCCAGGAAAGAAAUAUGUCCCCAUCUCCGUUUCAUAUCAGAACUACCGUCCCCGAUAUUCCCUUCAGAGAGAUUAAAGACCAGAAAAAAGUGAGCCUCUUCAUCUGCACCUGUAAUAGUUUCAGUUCCUAUUCUCUUCCAUUGACCCAUAUUUAUACCUUUCAGGUACUGAAGAUUUAAUAAUAAUAAAUGUAAAUACUGUGAAGUGUGUGUGAUUUUACAAUGGACUUAUGGUUAGUGGGAAAAUUCAGCAUGGAAAUGCUUUUCAAAAUUUGAUAGCAGUCAUUAUUUUGAUUGUGCCUUACUGAAAGUUUUGGGGGAAUUUACAAGAGUACUGAUUACAUGAUUAUCUGGAGAAAAUAAGAUGUCUUUGAAAUACAUGUUGGCUUCAAGAGAACAGUUUUAACGUUUUCCUAAAAUGAAAUCUUUUGAGGCGAGCUUAUGGCAUCAACACAUGGUUGAUGAGGAAGCUGAGUUGCAUUAGUGCACAUGAUUUCCAGUCAGGUCAUGGGAGAUGAACAGAGACAGUGACAUCUUUGUAGCUGCUCCUUUGUGAGGCACUUCUUUCUUGAGAUGACUCCAUGCACAAAUAUAACAGGGAUCAUUGGGAAUGACACCAUCACAGCCACCAAGUUUAUUGGUUUACUGAUAAAUCAAUUUUGAGGGUUUUAUGCUAGAAAAGAUAACAUUAUAAAUCUUUGUUUUCCAACAGUGGAAACUGAGGUGCUUCAGUUUUGUUUUUCAUAAACAUCUAUCUCAUGGUAAAAUGACGUAUAGUAGCAAUCAUAUGAUAGAAAGAACACAUUGGUGCUCAUUUUCAUAAACUUCAUUUUGUUAGAUUGUCACUUAGCAAAGACUAUUGCAGAUUCUUCCUUGAGAACUUUCCUUUCAAUUUUCUGUUGAUUUCCUUAAAAUUUUCUUCAGGGUCGAGCAAGUUCUGUUGAUAUAUUGUGUCAUGCAAAGAAAACUGUAUUUGUGGUUAGAAAAUGAAGAUUUUAGACCUCUUAUUCUGAUUUACUUAUUAGGUAAGUCACUUUACUUCAUGAAACCUAUUUCACUGCAUAUGAAGUAGAAAUAAUUAUAAUUUCCUCAUAAUGUUACUGUUAGCUGAAAUGAAGUAAAUGUGAAAUCAGUUUCAUAAUGUGAACUGCAAUAAAAAACGUAAGGGAAGUCAAGAAAAUA